CUUUCCUCAUUCAUCUUGUUUCGUUUGUUUGGAGAAAAAUGCUGCUUGGUUUUUAGUCAAUUUUAGCUAAUAAUUAAAACAAAGUUGUAAAUUUUCAGUAAUACUUUAAAUCACCGACAUGAAUUACGAACUGCUACGGCAAAAUCUCGAUCUCUCGAGCGUUCACUCGAUUUGCCGGCUCUGUCUCAGCACCGAGGGCAGACUGGACGAUCUGUUCUUCACCGACACCGGCAACCGGCUCGUCCAGCGCAUCCUGGAAUGUACCUCGAUUCAGAUGGCCCCGGCCAACGGGAUCGCGUCGUCGAUUUGCGUGCGCUGCCGCCUGCUGCUGGAGGAUCUGGCCAAGUUCCGCGACCAGUGCCUUCGCUGCGAGGAAAUCUUCCAGAGCAAGCUGGACUCGAUGGAGACGAUCGAGGUGGUGCCGGACAUUUUCGGCCUGCACAGCGACGACGACGAUGACGGCGAGGAGGAGCAGGAGAUGCCUGAGCCGGAAGAUGGUUCUGCGGAGCUGACCGAUAGUAUUAAGAUCGAGGAAGAUGGGUGGAAAGAUGUCGAGGAAGAACUUGACGAAAGCGCUUUCAAGAUUAGCGCGGUACCAUCGAACGGAAGCAGUCCGCCGAAUGACGAUAGGAAACAACCCGUUAAGAAUUACACGCUGACGCCCCCGAUGGACAUCGAUCUGAAAUCGCUGGUCGUUUACAUCAAAGACAAGAAGCACUGGAAGUGUCCCCAUUGCGAAAAGUACUUCAGCCAGUCAGGCAACCUAAAGGCACACAUCAACACCCACACCGGCUACAAACCGUACACCUGCAACCUCUGCCAGCGCUCGUUCGCCCAGAAAAGCAACCUCAACUACCACAUGAAGGCGUCCCACGAUCCGCAACGUCCGUUCAAGUGCAACGCCUGCGACCGCGCCUUCUCCACGAUGGACCAAAUGGUGCUGCAUCUCAAGACCAAACACGCCCCCGUUGAGACGGCCUCGCCACGGCCCGUUGCCGAUAAGAAGCACACCUGCCCAUACUGCGCAAAGGCGUUCGCGCAGAGUUUCAACCUUAAAUUACACAUCAAUACCCACACCGGCCAGCGUCCCUAUCAGUGUGAGCAGUGUCCAAAGUCGUUCACUCAGCGCAGCAACCUGAACGUCCACAUAAACAAGAGCCACCGAGGGCAGCUUGAACAGGCGUGAGCAGCAACGUGGGGAACUCUUCCGGUGGCCAUCGAGUUUCAAAAAUCGUUUAAAUGUUUGUGUGUUUUGCGUGUGUGAAUUUUACAAACGAUGAUUAUUUCUAGCACCAAUUGUAGCCGUAAGCAAUCACAGAUUAAGAAAAAAAAGUUUACUCAGGAAAGAAAGUGAAUUAUAAACCAAAUUGUGCUAUCACAGCGGAAAAGUUUUCUCAUGUUUGAAAUUCGUAAAACCUAGUGUAAACCAAAUAAAUGAAAACCCUGAUUGUACAA
Molecule: messenger RNA, 1455 nt
Organism: Culex quinquefasciatus (southern house mosquito)
Lineage: Eukaryota; Metazoa; Arthropoda; Insecta; Diptera; Culicidae
Product: myoneurin-like
Exons: 2
Coding region: 119-1186 (355 amino acids)
Cellular component (GO): nucleus
Molecular function (GO): zinc ion binding
Source: RefSeq, a predicted model, not a curated record